Molecule: messenger RNA, 1631 nt
Organism: Pteropus alecto (black flying fox)
Lineage: Eukaryota; Metazoa; Chordata; Mammalia; Chiroptera; Pteropodidae
Gene: APLNR
Product: apelin receptor
Exons: 2
Coding region: 425-1576 (383 amino acids)
Biological process (GO): G protein-coupled receptor signaling pathway; immune response
Cellular component (GO): membrane
Molecular function (GO): G protein-coupled receptor activity
Source: RefSeq, a predicted model, not a curated record
GACUUCCAAAACCACAGAUAACAUUCUGCCCAGCACCGCAGGGGUCAAUUUGGUCCACUUGCACAGUGACAAGAAGGGAAAAAAAAAAAAAAAAAGUGGGCUGUAACUGAAAGAUAUUAAGACUCACAAGUGAGGGGUUGGUCUGUAGGUGGGAGGAGGGAGUGACGAGCCAAGGAGGAGACAGAGACUCAGGAGGGCGCAGGAAGUGUCUCCGCUGAGGCUGGGGCAAGGCAGGAGGGUGGAGGUGUCUGCAGGAGCAGGCAUCCCCCUCCUGCUGCUGCCAAGGGCUCUGGGCACCUUCAGCCCUCGGCGCCUGCCCUCCAAGGCUCAAGCCAGAAGCUCCGGGCUCUUGCUGAGUUGGUGACACAGCCACGGAGCUGGUUCCCCCUGGGGUCCCCCGCCCGUCCUCACUCUGCUCCCCAGCAUGGAGGAAGACGGCGAUUUCGGCAACGAUUAUGGGGCAGACAACCAGUCCGAGUGUGAGUACGCGGACUGGAAGUCCUCGGGGGCCCUCAUCCCUGCCAUCUACAUGCUGGUUUUCCUCCUGGGCACGACGGGCAACGGCCUGGUGCUCUGGACCGUGUUUCGGAGCAGCCGGGAGAAGAGGCGCUCUGCCGACAUCUUCAUCUCCAGCCUGGCGGUGGCGGACCUGACCUUCGUGGUGACCCUGCCGCUGUGGGCCACCUACACGUACCGGGACUACGACUGGCCCUUCGGGGCCUUCGCCUGCAAGGUCAGCAGCUAUCUCAUCUUCGUCAACAUGUACGCCAGCGUCUUCUGCCUCACCGGCCUCAGCUUCGACCGCUACCUGGCCAUCGUGAGGCCGGUGGCCAACGCUCGGCUGAGGCUGCGGGUCAGCGGGGCCGUGGCCACGGCGGUCCUGUGGGUGCUGGCCGCCCUCCUGGCCAUGCCGGUCAUGGUGUUCCGUGCCACCGCGGCGGUCCCCAGCCUGGACAACACCACCAAGGUGCAGUGCUACAUGGACUACUCCAUGGUGGCCACCUCCAGCUUGGAGUGGGCCUGGGAGGUGGGCCUGGGGGUCUCGUCCACGGCCCUGGGCUUCGUCGUGCCCUUCACCAUCAUGCUGACCUGCUACUUCUUCAUCGCGCAGACCAUCGCCGGCCACUUCCGUAAGGAGCGCGCCGAGGGCCUGCGGAAGCGGCGCCGGCUGCUCAGCAUCAUCGUGAUGCUGGUGGUGACCUUCGCCCUGUGCUGGACGCCCUACCACCUGGUGAAGACGCUCUACAUGCUGGGCAGCCUGCUGCGCUGGCCCUGCGGCUUCGACCUCUUCCUCAUGAACGUCUUCCCCUACUGCACCUGCAUCAGCUACGUCAACAGCUGCCUCAACCCCUUCCUCUACGCCUUCUUCGACCCCCGCUUCCGCCAGGCCUGCGCCUCCAUGCUCUGCUGCGGCCGGAGCCGGUGCGGGGGCGCCGCGCACAGCAGCAGCGGGGAGAAGUCGGCCAGCUACUCCUCGGGGCACAGCCAGGGGCCCGGCCCCAACUCCGGGAAGGGCGGGGAGCAGAUGCAGGAGAAAUCCAUUCCCUACAGCCAAGAGACCCUCGUGGUUGACUAGGGCUGGGGUCCCGGGGCAUCCUGGCGCGCUCUCCGCCCUGCCCCCGCUCUCCGAA